AUGGAUGCUGAUUUACGCAAAAAGCUUGAAAUGUUCCGGUCUCCAACCGAAAAUCAGCCGAAUUCUCACUCACUUCCCGAGGUCAAAGAUAUAAUAAAAUAUCUGAACACUGAAUGCUCUCAGGCUGAGGAUGCAAAUCUACACAGCGCUCCCACACUGAAUAAAAUUAAUAACACUUUUGCUCAUGCACCCAAAGACACUACACAAAAGCAAGUACAAUUUCGCUCAAGAACCGUUGCUAUGGCCACGACCCACACUUCCCCCCAUCAGUCAUCUCACUCAACAGGCAUUAAAAAACCGACUCAUUGGCAGUGUUUUGCAUGUAACUCAAACGAACACAAGAUCUAUGCCUGCAGUGUGUUCCAAAAUAAAUCUCCGCAUGAGCGACAUAACCUCGUCAAAGAAAAUCAUCGCUGUGUCUCGUGUCUAGGCCAUCAUAACCUCAAAUAUUGCCAUUCACAAACUUCAUGUCGUACAUGUAACAAGAAACAUCACACUUUGUUACAUUUCCCUGCACCUCUUGUUGAUCAAAAUCAUUUUAAGCCUGUCAAUGCAAAUGUGAGUUACCCACAUGAGCCUACUCAAACCUCAAUGACGUCAACUUCACAAGAUCACUCUCAGCCACCUUUUAAAAGCUCUACUAUACUCUUGGGAACUUUUUUGAUAAAGGUCACUUCAGUUCAAGGCACAUCUCAUGUGUUCCGUGCCUUACUUGACUCCGGCUCCAUGUGCGACUUAAUCACCGAACGAGCAGCUCAACUUUUAAACGCUCGACGCUACAAGUCAAAUGUUCAACUUUCUGGACUUGGCCAAAAUGCAGCUAAGAGUAAUGGGCAAACUUACCUCAAUCUUGAAACUCUUUCUGGAUUUCUCAUAUCUCCGCAACAUCCAAUGCUCAUUUUAGACAAAUUGACUGUCGACUUACCUCGUGUUCCAGUCUCUCCGGAAGUGUUAUCGCUCACUAAACGGUUUUGUCUAGCUGAUCCAUCAUUUCACCUGCCAGGACGCAUUGAUAUCGUGCUUGGUUGCUCUCUCUUCCCUAAGUUACUAACUCAUGAAAAUUACUCUCUUGGCCAACAUAUGCCCCACGUAAUAGGAACUCAUUUUGGAUACAUCGUGAUGGGUUCUGCACCCUGUGAAAUACCCACAAAUCCCACACCACAAUGUUCAAACUUAAUCAGUCACACCAUCUCCCUUCAUUCAUCUAAUGAUGUUGACCUUCAUUCCUCACUUCAGCGAUUCUGGACUCAGGAAGAACUUCCAAAUUGUCAAAAGAAAACUGAAGAAGAAGAACUCUGCGACGCAAACUUCGAGUCUACGCACACCAGAGACUCUGAAGGACGAUACAUCGUUCGACUUCCCUUCAAGGAAGCUCACCCCCCUCUUGGAGCGUCUCAACCGCUUGCUGAACGCAGAUUCCACUCUCUCGAGCGAAAAUUCGCAGUCCAACCCCGCUUCUCUCAGCUUUACCACGACUUCAUAGAUGAUUACAUCUCUCUUGACCAUAUGACCAUAUGUCAAGAUUUCCUUCUUCCCUCUUCACACUACUUUCUCCCUCAUCAUGGGGUUCUUAAAGAGAGUAGUAGUACAACCAAACUCCGAACAGUAUUUGAUGCUAGUGCAAAAACAAGCACAGGGGUUUCUCUCAAUGACAUUCUGCUUACUGGACGCAAGCUCCAAUCCAAUAUUUGUGACAUACUUAUGCAUUUUAGAAGACACAAUAUUGUUUUUUCUUGUGAUAUUCGUCAAAUGUAUCGACAGAUCCAAAUACAUCCUGACGAUAGAAAAUUUCAACUCAUCCUUUGGCGUGAAACUUCCUCUCAACCUCUUACUACCUACCAGCUGAACACCGUGACGUAUGGUAUGAAUAGCUCUCCUUACCUAGCAAUAAAGACUCUUUACCAACACGCCGACGACGAAGGUGACUACUUUCCCGAGGCAGCGCAAGUACUAAGAACGCAAACCUACGUUGACGACAUCAUCACUGGUGCGGAUACUGAGGAAACGGCCUUGAAACUUCAAGAUCAAUUGGUCAACCUGUUACGAAAAGGAGGAUUUGAAUUACGUAAAUGGGUCUCCAACUCUGAUCGUCUUCUACAAGCUUUCCCCAAGGAGCAUCUUGAGACUCCCGUCUUUCUCCAAGAUUCUGAACAGCCACACUUCACAAUACUUGGCCUACAUUGGUCUCCCCACUCUGACUGCUUCACUUACAACCUUAACUUCCCUAUGGACCCUCAUCCAUCAAAACGAUCUUGA
Macrosteles quadrilineatus (aster leafhopper) is the source of this 2256-nucleotide messenger RNA. RefSeq lists its product as uncharacterized. The transcript has a single exon. The record is from RefSeq and is a predicted model, not a curated record. Lineage: Eukaryota; Metazoa; Arthropoda; Insecta; Hemiptera; Cicadellidae. The coding region runs from base 1 to 2256 and encodes 751 amino acids.